Molecule: messenger RNA, 1985 nt
Organism: Plasmodium vivax (malaria parasite P. vivax)
Lineage: Eukaryota; Apicomplexa; Aconoidasida; Haemosporida; Plasmodiidae
Product: phosphoglycolate phosphatase precursor, putative
Exons: 1
Coding region: 568-1512 (314 amino acids)
Molecular function (GO): phosphatase activity
Source: RefSeq, a predicted model, not a curated record
CCCUUUUGUUUCCCUUUUUUGUAACAAUUUUGGCUUUCCUCAUCCCAUUUGGGAUUCUUUUUUCCCCCCUUGCAUACUAGAUUUUUUUGCCCCUGUUUCGGCUUCACGGGGAGUAGAUGCGCAUAGAAUACACGUAGGUGUUACCAACCUUUUUGCAGUACCGCGAAGUGGAUCGAACCAUUUCAGCAUGAACGAAUGCAUGUAUGGUGAAUGCUUUAAAUUGGCAUCAUCCAAAGUGAGUAAUGCGCGUAGGGAAGUAGAUUCUCGAUUCAUCGCUGCCUAAGUUAGGACCUUUUUUGUGCCCCCCCACAAGGGCGUAUGCCUGCCUGUGUGUAGAUACCUGCUGUAUCUAUGCGCAUGGGCAAAUUGCUGUUGGGUGGAAUUCACCUGCGCACACGUUGCCCUGGGGGCCGCGCCAACAAGGGCUACACGGGGGAGAGCUGAGAAGAAAGGCUGCCAAGAAGUGAGAAGCAAAAGGCGGAGAGGCAAGGACGUAAAGUGGCCACGCGCUAAACCCCAAAGUGACCACCGCCAAACCCCCAAAGUGACACCGCCAACCGCACAAACAUGUCGCUGAUACGAGCACAGCAGGCAGGCGGCGAAUGCGAAAGCUUCAUGAAGGAGUGGCAAAUAGAAAAGUCGAUAGACGCGGACGAAUUUGUAAACAAUUUCGAGGCUUUCUUUUUCGAUUGCGAUGGAGUUCUAUGGAGAGGAAAUGAAGUCAUCCAAGGGGCAGUGGAAGUCAUAAACAAAUUAGUAAAAGCAAACAAGCAAAUAUAUUUCAUAACAAAUAACUCUAUAAAAUCCAGAGCUACACUUUUGGAGAAAUUUCACCAGCUAGGUUUCGGACUUACCAAAAAAGAAAAUAUCAUUUGUACCUCCUACGCAAUUGCUAAAUAUUUUGUGGAGAAGGAAGAAUAUAAAAGUGGGAAAAAAAAAAUUUAUGUAAUUGGGGAAAAAGGCAUUUGUGAGGAACUGGACUGUUGCAAUCUUCUCUGGUUGGGUAGUUACCACGAUAAUGAAAAGAAAGUAGUGAUAAAGGACGAUCUAGAAAUAAGCGUAGAUAAGAACGUAGGAGCUGUUGUAGUUGCCAUCGACUUUAACAUUAAUUAUUACAAAAUCCAGUACGCUCAUCUUUGCAUUAAUGAAUUGGACGCUGAAUUUAUUGUUUCCAAUAAAGACGCAACUGCAAAUUUUACUAGUAAGCAAAAAUGGGCCGGCACAGGUUCUGUCGUUGCUAGUGUUGAAGCUGUUUCGCUGAAGAAGCCAACCGUUCUUGGAAAGCCAAAUUUAUUCAUGAUCGAAAAUGUCCUUAAAGAUCUAAACAUUGAUCCUUCCAAAGUUGUUAUGGUAGGAGAUAGACUCGACACGGACAUAAGCUUUGCCAAAAAUUGCAACAUCAAGUCCGUUCUCGUUUCCUCAGGCGUCACCGAUGCGAAUAUUUAUCUUAAUCAUAACCAUUUAAAUAUUCAGCCUGACUAUUUUAUGAAAUCGAUUGCGGAUUUUUUAUAGCCAUAUUGAGUAACCAUUCCGCGUGGAAUGUUCCUGUGCUACACUGUACGUGUACUGCACCCUGGGAAUAAUCGCUGUGCCAUUCGAUGGCCCCUUUUUUGGCUACAAUGAAAAUUGCCCCCAAUUUUUUUUUUUUUCUCUUGGCAAAUGUUAAGUGGUGGGUAGUGACACAAAUAGGGCACACCUUCGCACUGCUGCUGGUGAGUUGCUCCCCAUGCAUAUUUAUACACCCCCGUUAGGUGGCCUGCGCGUAGGUACCUCGCCCUGUUUGCUUGAACGGAAUGGGAGAAACCUGGCCAUCGCUUCCUCCACCGUUUCGCGCAUUGACAAAGGAGGAGCUUAACGAAAGUGGGAUUACUUCGCGGGUGUGGCGGUUCUCCCUGUCUCCCUCCCUUUUUUCUCCCCACCUUUCUACCUCCCAUUUCGCGGUCGCUCCCCCCCCUUCCAAGUACCCAUUCAAAUCCCUGAAGGUU